AUGAGUUACCCUGAGGUCCCACGGGUAAGAAAAAAUUACUUGUCUUUUUUAGGGUUGAGGAAGAACUGGCUGCUUAGGUACAUAUUUUCUAGGCAGGGGUGGGAAAACUCAGGCCUGGGGCCAAAAUCAGCCCUCUAAUCCUCUCUGACUGGCCUUCAGGACUCUAUGUGCCAAUCUCCACCCAAACCCCCUAUUCCCAGGACUCAGGACUCACCCCUCACCAGCCCUGCCUUGAGUGUUUUUGCCUCACCAUAAAGUUGUCCUUGGAUUCAGAUAAUGUCUCUUAUCCUUUGUACAGUAGACUACAUUCCAGUCACACAAAAAUUAGAAGUUCCUCCUACACACGCACCCCUUCCUAUCUUCCAGGGCCAGUGAGAAGCGUGGCCCAGAAAGGAAGAGAGACUUAGGGAAAGUUCAAAGGGCCAGACAGAAAGGCUCUGAAAACCACAUGCUUUAAAGUUAGAGGCACAUCUUCUACAGCAGGGAUUCUCAAACCAUUUUCCUCUGGGCCACACUUUCAGAAUAAAAAUUUGCUCACACCACAUUUUUAAAGUGAUAAGAUACAUUGGAAAACAAAAAGAAACAGCUAGCAGUGCUUUUAAAGAUCCAUAUCCUGCAAAUAAAAAUAAAAAUAUUCUGAUCCUAUCCUAUCCUAUAGGAUAUGUUUAAACAUUUCUUUGAUUGCCUCUGAAUCUUCCUGCCGCACUUGCCACCUUCUCCUGCCACACCAGUGUGGUGCACAACACUCUUUGAGAACCACUGUUCUAGACAGUAUUGUUACAAAAGCCCGGCGCCUGCCUCCUCUCUCUGCCAAGCAGUGGCCAAAGCGCAUGGGGUCACAGGCACACAUACAGGGUCUGUGUCCCUUCAGAGAACAGAAGGCACAGUGGAGGCUGCCGUGCUUUAAGAAAUAGGGUUUAUUUGUCUAUUAAUACCUUCCAUCUGCAUGGAGGACGUCCAGAUCUUACAGCAUGGCCCAGAGCAUGGGCAGGCAAACUAGGGGCCGGAUCCAGCCCAAUCACCUUCUAAAUCUGGCCCACAGACGGUCUGGGAAUCAGCGUCUUUUUACAUGAGUAGAAUGUGUCCUUUUAUUUAAAAUGCAUCUCUGGGUUAUUUGUGGGGCAUAGGAAUUCGUUCAUUCCCCCCCCCCCCAAGAAAAAUAUAUAGUCCGGCCCCCCACAAGGUCUGAGGGACAGUGGACCGGCCCCCUGCUGAAAAAGUUUGCUGGCCCCUGGCCCAGAGCAUUGCAGGCAGUCCUUCCUUCACCCUCACCAAGAUGGACCUCCCCUUUCGUCCUCUUUCUUUUUCCCAGAAGCCACUUGCCCUCCCCCAAAACAGUUACCCUGGCAACCUUCCAACUCUCCAGUCUCUUGUCACACCUGGGACAAGGAGUUGUUGACCCUCAAUUGCUCUCUGUUGUAAUGCUAACAGCUCUGCUCUUCCCUCAGCCAGCCAGACUGGUUUGCAUAAGGCUGUCCAGGAAUCCCCCUGCAGUUUCUUAUUCUCCCUUCAUAUCACAAAGAACCCCAAAUCCUAGCAUUUAUUAAUUUCUAGGGUUUAGAGGAGUCCCCCCUAUUUCUAUAACAGUAUAAUUCUAUAGAGCCCUAUUGUGGAGGAGGUGAGCAGGGAUGGGGAGGAAGGUGUUUUUGCCCUCACACUUGAACUGUUGGGAGAAGAAAGGUACAGUGGUACCUCUGGUUAAGAACGUAAUUCGUUCUGGAGGUCCAUUCUUAACCUGAAACUGUUCUUAACCUGAGGUACCACUUCAGCUAAUGGGGCCUCCCACUGCUGCUGCACGAUUUCUGUUCUCAUCCUGAAGCAAAAUUCUUAACCCGAGGUACCUCUGUAUUGAGGCGGAACAACCCAGCCCUCCACCAGCCAGCAUUGUGAUAUCAGACCUGACAUGAGAAACCUCUGUUCUCUAGCAACAAGACCUAGAUUGAUUUACACCCCACUUUAUGUGAGUGGGAUUCCACUCAUGCAAAGGGACUUCCUCUUCUCCCCCUUGAAACCCCUUGUGUCUCACAAAGGGCUGCUCUAGUAACAGUUCCCGAACCCUCACGAGCAGAUUUUGAGGGGCACUGGGGCGGGGGGAAGGACAAAAAAAUGAAUUUCUGCCAAGCAAGUAGAAAUCUGUUCUGCUCAUGCACACAGCUUUGAAUACAACUCAUGGUUACUGUAUAUGACUUGUAUAUUAUUCAAACUAGCUUGUCCUUAUUGAGGAAGGAAGGGGAAUAGGCAGAUUUGGAUGUAGUAGUGCAAGGUGGUAAAACUGGGCAUGAGAAAAGCUAAAUGGUAGUUGGGUCAGCCCUACUGUGCAACAAAGUGAAGCUGGUGGCUUUAGGAAGUGGAGUUUAGGGGAACAGAUGAAGGUACGCUAGUAUUUGGUGUCUCAUGGAGGGAGACUUUUUCAAGUGCUAGCAGGUGAUGGUGCCAUUUGGUGCUCUGUUUCAGAUGCAACAAUGGCUUGAGCCAACAUUGAUAGGUUGUUUCAUCCCUCUUCUAACUCUGCAAAGUGAGACGUUCAGCUACAGGACCCUCUUUGAGGUUAUGGUAAUAGUUGUGGAGGGCUGAGGAGAGCCAUUGAUUGUAUUAGCACAUAAAUGAUAAGCCAUGAACCUUGCAUGCAUCCUAAUUGUUUCCACUUCAUGUGAGUGGGCAAACAAUCUAUAAUAGCUUAAGGUUGUGUCCCAAUCCAGGAUUGUGGUUUGUUUCUUCUAGGCAAGCCAGGAUUCAUAAGCCAGCAGCAAACCUUGGCUGACAGCAAGGCUAACCAUCUUGGUUUGUUAGAGAGAACAAGCCGUGAUUCCAGGAUUUUCCUUUCCAGAUGAUUUACCCACUUGCAUGAAGGGUAUAGUGAAACAGAUUAGGAGUGAUCAGGCUGCAUGCAUCAGUGUGCAGCCCAUGCAAAGCACAGUAUAUUAAGCCAAUGUUCUUGCUUUGGCGUUAUGGGCAAACACUGCCAUACUGAGAGAUUCAGCACUCAAGGCUGGAGCAGCAAAUUCCUGCUUCUUGUAUUUUGGUGAUGAUUUGGACUGACCAAAAAUGAUGGCACCAUUCUAAUCUCAUUUCGACAGCUAGUACUGCUGGACUGAGAAAUAUGACCCUAUCUACUUUUUCAUUCAUUACUAACAUUUUGUUUACAGAGGAAUAAACAAGCGCCAUUAAGCCAUGCUGUAAAGAGCACUGCGAACCUCUUCAGUGAUGAGACAGCCAGGAUAGGUAAGAGAACACAGUUCAUCACUAAAUGCACAAGCUGGGUAAAGAUUUCUGAGAUCAGCAGGACUUCCCUUUUGAAAGGAUAUCAUAGAAUCAUAGAAUCAUAGAAUUGCAGAGUUGGAAGGACCCGAGGGUCAUUUAGUCCAACCCCCUGCAAUGCAGGAAGCUGAACAUGUAGUUCCCCAUCCAAUUUGAAACCAUACCAGAACCUACUUAGCUUUACCAAUGUGCUAGCAGUUUUAUUGCUGCACCACUAGGAGGUGGUCAUUCUUGAAGCAAUGCUGCCUCAGUUCCUUUCCAUUGCUCUGAGAACUCAGCAACUCUCUUAUAGACACGUUUUACAAGUUUUAUUCUUUUUGCAGAUUUUAACUUUAAGUAUGUUAUUCAGGUUUUAAUUUUUUGGUUUUGUAACAAGUACAUAUAAAACCCCCAAAAGUUCAGGAACACAGUGACUGGAAAAUUGAUUUGUGCAUGAGUUCCUACUCCUAACUGCUGAAGUAUUACUUUUCUCAACACAGUCAAAGUUAAACCCCCCCAAAAAAUUUUUUUCUCUUUUCUGUUCUGUUCUUAGAUAGAACCAGAUAUGAUAUUGAAAGGCUGAACUUGUUUUGAAUGUUUUGUAAUGUCGAUCCAUCUUUUUCUUUUAAAAAUCAGUUAAAAACAAAACAGAAAUGUGAUUUUCCUGUGCAUUUGCGUGCUCUAAUUGGACAGCAGGAAAAGGUGAUAGGUAGUGCAGCAAGAGUGAGUCCCUAGUCUGUUCCUACCUUUCCUGUAGCACCCCGCUGUCAUCUAGGAUUCCCCUAUGUCCACUCCAUGCUGUUCCCCAUACUUAGGAUGUGACAGAUGUUUAGGGUGACUAAUUGCCUUCCUACUUGGCUUACUGCUGAUGUUAUAUUUGUAUUGUGUGUGUGUGUGUGUGUGUGUGCUUUGUCUCAGACUUUAUUCUGGUAUGGGAAUCAGAUUACCAGAAUUUGGAAGGACAACGUGAUGUGGCUGAGAAAUCGAAUCAAAGGCAGAAGAGAUCGUUUGAAAUACAUAGUGUGUGGCGAGAGAAUUUUCUGAAGAAACUCCAGAAGAAAGGGAUUAGAAUGGAAAAGGUAACCGGACUCUUCUGUUCUAGUAUUUUGUGGGUUUUGUUUUGGUUAAGUGCUGGGUGUAGCGGGGUGGGGGGUGGAAGAGACUUCUUCUUUUAGCUUUUUCUUGAUUGUUACUGAUGUAUCUGCCCUCCUCUUAUUUAACCCUUUUAAAGUUCCACUGCUCAAAAUUGUACCUGAAGAGUGGAGGGCAAAACAAACUCAACUGUAAGCUCAGCUCCAGUUCCCCUCAUCAACAGAGCCCUACUGGUCAAAACUGUGGCUGUGUUUGAUUACUCACAAGGUUAAAAAUUAAAGCAUAACAAUACGGGUGGGUCAAUCUACAUCCUUUCUGUAAAUAGAAGUCCCAAUACCAACAUUUUGUGUAUUUAUUUUAUGGAAUUAUUUACACCCUGCCUUAUUUGUAGUCCAAAACAUCUGGUGGGCACCAGAUUGGUGAAGACUACACUAAUGCAAUGACAUGGUUUCAGACAUUUUUCUCCUACUGCAUCACUGGUUUAUGAAUGUGUCUCUCAGUACUGUGGAUAUGACUAUACCUUUAUGGCAGCCUUUCUCAACCUGUGGGUCCCCGGAUGUUUUGGGACUACAACUCCCAUCACCCCUAGCUAGCAAGGCCAGAGAUCAGGGAUGAUGGGAGUUGUAGUCCAACAACAUCUGGGGACUCACAGGUUGAGAACCGCUGCUUUAUGGGAUCAAAGCUAGUAAACUCACUUUUGGGAAAGGAAAAGUUGAGAUUAAUUUCAGCAUAGUAUAGCUGUAUGAAAGUAAUGGAAACAGCUGCCCUAUGAUGCAGAGGGCUACAUACAUUUGUCCUCAGCUGUAGAAGAUUGUUUGAGUGCCUCAUUAAAAAAAUACUUGUCUUGCAAAGAAAAUCCAUGUAGCUGACUGACCCUAAUGCUUCCCAUCUCCUUUUUCCUUUCUAGCACAUUGCCCAGAAUGCAAGGAAGCUGGUGCACUUUAUAUUGCUGAGCGCUCCUUGGAGUGUGCUCUGUUAUUAUGCUGAAGACCUCAGGCUGAGGGUUCCCUUGCAGGUGAGAAUGUUAUGGAGCUUAAAUGCCAGUGGGUCAAACUUUGUUCUCUGCUUAGGUUGUAAGUUUCAAGGUGGCAAUGCUUCUGAAAACCAGUUGCUGGAAACCACAGGAGGGGAGAGUGUUCUUGUGCUUGAGUUCCCACAGGCAUCUGGUUGGUCACUGUGCAAACAAUAUGCUGGACUAGCUAAGCCAGGUCCCUGCAGUGCUUGUCAGAAUCCCAGUCCUGUUCCUGGCACGACAGUGUAAGUCCAGCAACUCUUUUAGCCAAUCUCUUGCAGAAGCUGGCUUGACUUGUUUUUUAGGUCUUGCUGAAUCCAUUAAUCAAACCCCACAUUUACUAAUACCAGAAAUUAUGGGGAGAACCUGGCAACCAAUAAUUUUAGGAGAAAGUUUCCACCUGCAAACCCAUAACAAUGCAAACAGCAAAUGGGGCGGUAAGAUUGUUGUUCCUGGACUGUGUCUUAUCAGACUGCAGGUGGAGGCGGGGGGUUGCAUAUUUAAAUGCUACCCCAUUAAAAAGGUUUUCUACAUAACAUUCUAUGUUGGAAACAAGAGUAGGCAAGAAUCUGAUUGUGGAAUCUAGUUUCUAUGUACAGGCUUUUGUUUUUAUUAGGCAAAAGGUUGUGUCAUUUGGUCCUCCACCAAAAACCCAUGGGUCCCCUCUUCCCUGAAACUGGGCUUGAAAGAAGCAUUCUGUUGUAGCCAAUAGAAUAGUGUUACGAAAGCUGGGUGCCUGCCCCUCUCUGCUGAGUGGUGGCAAGAGCCCAAGGGGUCCCAGGCACACAUACAGGGUCUAUGUCCCUUUGGAGGAUAGAAGACACGGCGGAGACUGUUCUGGCUUUAAGAAAUAUGGUUUAAUCACCUAUUUCCACCUUAAGUCUGCACUGAUCUUAUGGUAUGGUCCUUUCCUGAAGCAGCUGUGCAAGCAGUUUUGCCAGCAUCCCCUUCCAGCUUUUCUUCCUCCUCCUUCUUCCCGGAAAUCUCUUGCCCUCCCCCAGAGCAGUUACCCUGGCAAGCUCCCAAAUUCCCAGUCUCUAGUCACAGCUGGGGGGGGGUUCCCUUGUAUUGUUAAUGGCCCUCUACAAACUGUUGCUCAGUCCCUGCUCCUGCCAACCUAGCAGUUCAAAAGCUCGUCAAAGUGCAAGUAGAUAAAUAGGUACCACUCCGGCAGGAAGGUAAAUGGCAUUUCCGUGCACUGCUCUGGUUUCGCCAGAAGCGGCGUUGUCAUGCUGGCCACAUGACCCAGAAAAACUGUCUGCGAACAAAUGUCGGCUCCCUCAGCUAGUAAAGCGAGAUGAGUGCCUCAACCCCAGAGUUGUUCACGACUGGACUUAACUGUCAGGGGUCCUUUACCUUUUACGAAAAGCUUGGCCUAUCGCUCAACAUCCAAAAAACCAAAGUGCUGCACCAACAAGUACAAAACAACCCCUCUGCAGCACCACAAAUCCAACUCAAUGGCAUAACGUUGGAAAAUGUUGAUCACUUCUCCUACCUGAGCAGUUAUCUUUCCACAAGGGCUGAUGUUGAUGCCAAAAUCCAGCAUCGCCUGAGCUCUGUGAGUGUGGCUUUCUCCCAGUUGAAGUGCAGAGUGUUUGAGGACCGGGACAUUCACAGGGAAACCAAAAUGCUUGUUUACAAAACUAUCAUACUACCAACCUUACUGUAUGCUUGUGAAACAUGGACCACUUAUAAACGCCAUCUCCAACUCCUUGAAAGUUUCCAUCAAUGGUGUUUCCGAAAAAUUUUACACAUCACUUGGGAAGACAGGCGAACUAAUACCAGUAUACUGGAAGAAGCAAAGAUCACCAGUGUUGAAGCGAUGAUUCUUCAACAUCAACUUCAUUGGACUGGUCAUGUUGUGUUUAUGCCUGAUUAUCGUCUUCCAAAGCAACUACUCUAUUCCGAACUUAAAAAUGGGAAGUGUAAUGUUGAUGGUCAACAAAACAGUUUAAAGACUGUCUCAAGGCAAAUCUUAAAAAAUGUAUUAUAAACACCAACAAUUGGGAAACACUUGCCUGCUAGUGCUCCAAUUGGAGAACAGCCUUUACCAAAGGUGUCAUGGGGUUUGAAGACACUCGAACUCAGGACGCAAAGGAGAAACGCGCAAAUGCACACCGUGAUCAACUCCUGCCCAGAAACCAAUGUCCCCACUGUGGAAGGAUGUGUGGAUCCAGAAUUGGCCUCCACAGUCACUUACAGACUCAUUGUUUAAACCGUGUUUAAGGAAGACAAUCUUACUCGGCUACAAGUGAUCACCAAAGAAGAAGAGAUUGUUCUUUUGAUAGCCAUAGCUCGCCAGGUUGGUUUGCAUAAACAGCCCAGGAAUUCCCUGUCUGGUACAUAUCCCCAUUAAUCAAAAUCCUAAUACGGUAUUUAUUCAUUCUUAGGAUUUAGUGGGGACCCCCCCUAGAUCCAUAGCAAUAGAUUCUGUGUGUGUGUGUGGUACCCACAAAUGGGCCCAAAAAUGUUGCCAACCCCUGCUUUAACAGAACCUCAGGUUCUUUCACCUUCUGCUUGGUCUUGCCUGUGUUAUUUCUCUUUCCUCCCUGUCUUGUAUGCAGACUGUUAAGAGUGUCCCCCUCCCUGCACUUGCUUAGCAUAUACAGUAGAGUUAUCUGUUGUUUUAUCCCUCAGGUUGUGCCCAAUAUUCAGGCUGUAGCUAACUGGUCUCACAGGUUGCUGGUGAAGCUGGGCAUCCCCAAUAUGCUCUAUGAUGAGGUUCCUAACUUUCCCUUGGAUUACUACACCUGUCAUUUCAAGGCAAAUAAAUUACCCUGGUAAGAAUUUGGAAUUAAUUAUUCUUUGACCCACCCUCUUCCCAAAUUAGAGCAGACAUUCAGCUAUAUAUAAAUGUCACUAUUUUGGUUUUAUUUGCUGUUUUUGAUUUUCCACUAUCUGCUGCUUUCAUGUAGCACCUUCUCGUUGCUUUUAUUGACGUUGGGAGAUGGCUUUUGGAAAGCUCCCUCAAGGGCUCUUCAUGUGGAAAAACGGGGCAAAAUUUUAAGAAAUACAUCUUACUACUGGCUUUAAGGUUGCAAUUCUGUAUCCACAUACCCAGGAGUAAGCCCCAUGAAACUCGGAUGGACUUCUUAGUCGACAUGGUUAAGACUGCAGUUUGUGGAUAGAAAAAAGUCACAAUACCAGUCAUAUUUGGGAGUCAUGUGUACCUUAGUAAACCCAUGUGAACAAGAUACCUCAUGGACGUUAUUAGGCAUGACCCCACUUGCAAGUUUAAAAAUAUCAUGCCUUUAUUGAGGCCUUCCCUUUUCCAAUAAGACAAUAUAGUUACGCAGAAGUUUUGUUUUUCAUGUAUUACAAAUACUUACCUUUUAGGAUACAUCUCCUUCCGAGUCUGCGUACAGUAAACCUUAAACUAAACUUUAAUCUUAAAAACCACAAUGAACAACAUAAAUAUAUUAAGAAGUAAUCAGGAUCCCUCCAACAAGGCAGUUGGUGAUAGAAUGGCCUAGUGGGGUGGGGGAGGGGAGACCAAGUGAAUCGGGCCUUGGUGCCAUCUUUUUCAAUAUCGCAUCCUUCUCUCUCUAAAAUGUUCUGCAUAUUGACGCUUGUUUUAUAUUCUAUUAUACAUCACCUAGAGACUUGUUGCAUGAGGCAGCUGAUAAAUAAGUAACUGGGGUCAACAGUGCCUCACAAACUAUAUGUGAGGAUCUGAGGGCUUAUGUACACUUUCCUUUCCUCUGCUCUUUCCAGGCCAGGUAUCCUCUGAGAUUUAAAGUUCUGUGUCCGAACUCCUUUUUUUCUGCUCUGGAGCUUUCUUUGCAAAAAGCUGAUCUUUAAAGCUCAGUUGGAGCAAACGUCAAUCCACAGAAAACCCAAAUUGACGUUUGCUCCAAUUCAACUAUAAAGAGCGGGUUUUGUGGAGAAAACUUGGGGCAACACAAUGCACCCCCGCACGCUCUGACACGGAGCAUUAAAGCAUGGACCUCUGCCUGGAAAGAGCGUGGCAAAAGCUAAGUGUGAAUAAGCCCUAAUUGUCUCAGAAGUUUUUUUAAACACACACAUUAUAUUUUACCAAUAACUUCUCCUUUUCUCGGGUUGCAUACACAUUGCGUAUACAUUUAAAUCACAUUCAAAGUACAUUUCUCCCCUCAAAUAAUUCUGAGCACUGUAGUUUACCCUUCACAGACUUACAAUUUCCAGUAAGCUUUAACAAACAACCAUUUUCUUGAGGGAGAAAAUAUGCUGUGAAUGCGCUCUAAAGUUUCAGUGUGUAUGCAGCCUUGGUGUUAGAAGUGGUAGGCUCUAGGAUUUCUGAGGCUGCCUCUCUUGACAUUCCUGGUGAUCUGCAUAUGUGUCUAGUCUUUUUUGAUCAGAGAUCUAUAGUCUAGACCAUGCAGUAUUCUUCAUAUUUGUUAAGGAUUAAAAACUAUUACAGUGGUACCUUGCUUUUCGAACAUAAUCCGUUUGAGUUCUGAAACGUUCGAAAACAGAAAACUCAAUAGCCGACAGCUGGGCCUCAGGAUUUUGCACUCAGCAGAAGCCGCGUGGCAUGUUCGACUUCUGAGGCAUGUUCGAAAACCGAAGCAUUUACUCUCGGGUUUACGGCAUUCAAAAACCAAAAUGUUCCUCAAUGGAGACAUUUGAAAAUUGAUGUAUUACUUUAUUUGGGAUUAAAAGCAAUUAUUCUCUCCUGCUUUGAAUUUUCAGUAAGUUUUUGUUGUUGUUAAUAUUAAACAUUUCUCUCCAAGGUUUCUUGGGAGUGAACAUCACGAUACCUUCUUCAACACCACACAGCGACACAGAAUAGUAAGUCCCAAGUCCACAUGGUGAAAUGAAUGCAAGCCUGGUGAAGUAUGCAGUGGGAACUGGAACUUGACUGCAGCUUCAGCACUCUUGAUGGGUUUUGAUAUCCACCCAGUAUGGUUACUGACUGGGCACAGAAUCAAACAAACAAACAUUUCACUUUUUCCCCUCAUCCUGGCCUUUAUUCUCUCUCUCCUUAUUCAGUUUUUAUCUGCUAUUUUCUUCUUUGGUUGUGACUUUUUCUCCCUUCAUCUCUCUGUACAACGCCUGGCCUGUUUUGCCAUUUCAUUGGUCUCAAGAUUCCCUUUCCUACUUCUUAACUGAGCGUAGCAGGUAGAUUUAUCUGUGAUGACAUUAUGUUAAAAAAGGUAAAGAAAGAAAAACCAAGUCCUGUCAUCCAAAUUAAAGUAUAGCCAGACUCCUGAUAAUGAGAGAAGGAAAUGUAAAGUGAGAAGUAGAAUAUGAACAGUUAAUCAGAAUGAUGGUGGAGAGGUACUAUUGCAGAUUUACUUUUUUUUUAAAAUAUGGAUGAUGGCUGCUAACUGUAGAAGUCAAAAUAACCUCUUUGUGCUUCCCUUCAGCUAUAUGAGAUCCUGGCCACCACGUCAUAUGGCAACCCAAAGGCAGGGCAGGUUGGAAUAGAAAGGCUGCUGAACGAGGAGGUCUUCACAGCUGCAUUCCCAUUGCAUGAUGUAAGUUGGCAAGUGUUCUUCCUAUUCCACUUUCAAAUGGGUUAGUUAGCCCAUAGUGACACUGAAAUAGAAAACAGGGAGAUUUGAAAACAUGAGCAGGCUGGCAGUGGCCUCAGGCGAAGGUCUUUCCAUCAUCACCUGCUACCUGACCCUUUCAAAAGUGUGGUGAACCUUUGGACCUCCAGUUGUUGCUGAACUACAAAUCCCGCCAGAUCUGUCUAUUGGCCAUGCUUACUAGGGCUUGGCGCUGUAGGUUAAACCACAGAGCCUAGGAAUUUGCUGAUCAGAAGGUCGGCGGUUCGAAUCCCUGCGACGGGAUGAGCUCCCGUUGCUCGGUCCCUGCUCCUGCCAACCUAGCAGUUCAAAAGCACAUCAAAAAGUGCAAGUAGAUAAAUAGGUACCACUCUGGUGGGAACGUAAACAGCAUUUCCGAGCACUGCUCUGGUUCGCCAGAAGCGGCUUAGUCAUGCUGGCCACAUGACCUGGAAGCUGUAGCCAGCUCCCUCGGCCAAUAAAGCGAGAUGAGCGCCGCAACCCCAGAGUCGGCCACGACUGGACCUAAUGGUCAGGGGUCCCUUUACCUUUACUAGGGCUGAUGGGAGUUAUAGUUCAGCAACAACUGGAGCACCAAAAGUUUCCCCCACCUGCUUUAACUGGAGAUGCCAGGGUGCCUUCUGCAUGGUAAUGACCCUGCCACUGAUUUUGUGGAAAUGUAUGUCUCCAAGGACAUCACAAAACUGUUCACUCUCAAGUAUACAAUCUUCCUGAAACAGCAGAAUACAGGACGUGCUAAUUAUGUAUAUAGGGAACAGGAUCCUAUGUAAAGUCUAGAGUGGGAGUUGUAUACAAUGAGCUCCACUUUAGAGUGCACUUCCUUGCUGCAGACUGCUGUUUAUAUUGGCUAAACAGUUGUGCCUACAUAUUACCAUAGAUGGCAAAGAAUCAAAUGAUCUCUUUUAAAUCUUCAGCUAGGUCUUUUAAGUAGGCAUUUUGCUCCUUUACAAUACUGUAGUAAUUUCACAAACAGAACUUCAUUAAACCCAAGGUGAGGCUUCUUCAGGUAUCUGCAAUGGCACAGGAAAAGUGAAACUAAAGUAAUUAUUUUGGCCCUAGGCAAAUGUUACGGAACAUCACCAAAUGCAAACAAAUAGAUAUACUGGAUUCUUUCCUUGUAGCCUAAAAACACCAGCCUUAUUUGGCUUGCAUUUGCCUUUGAUCUGUCUGCAUUUGGAAUGGAAUAAAGAUUUGCAGGACUUGCUGAGCUUUCAAAAUCUGAGUUCUGACCUACUUUGGGAGCUAAACAGCUAUUUGCUUUAUUUUAAAAAUAAGUAAAUUUGAUGUAUCAGAGUUUGAGAACCCUGGCUUUAAAGCUCAUGAAUUAUUCUGACUGUGCUGUAGAUAGUUGGGGGGGAAAAUUCAGUUCAGUUUGCAUCACAAUGCGAGCUUACCCAGUUUGUUCUUUCCAAAGCAAUACAUGAACCAAAACGCAGCCGUCCUUCAGAAUUUGCAAUUGAUGUGGAAAAAUGGGAAACUGGACUUAAGCUUGGAAAGUUGAAAAACUGAGUGAAACCAAAUUUGACAGAUUCCUUCAUCCCUAGCUGAGUGUAGAGCAUCUGACAGGGUUUUGGCAAGCAGAACCCACCCCUUUCAGUUAUCAUCUAAAUAUCUCCUUGAUUGUUCGGAAGACAAACAAUAUACUUACAGUUUUGGAUUUUGUUCAUGCAAUUCUGUGAAAGAGUGAAUAGGUUUAAUACUGGGCACCCCGUUUUCUCUGUUACAAAUGAGGAAGCGUUGUUUUUUUGUUUUUGUUUUUAAAUACAUAUUAAAAUUGUGACCUAUUCAUGAAGGCUGCAAUUGAUUAUUCUAUUUUAAAAAGAUACAUUACUCAACUCUUAACAGGGAAUUUCUGCAAGUUAAUAUAAAACACAGCACAUUUUAAACAAAUCUGUACUUGAUAUGGGUACUUUCCCUCUUCUGCCAAAAGGGUCCCUACAAGAUUCCCCAGAAGGAGAUUCCCCAUAUUCAGCUAAAUCAGAGGCAGAUUCUUUUCCACUACUGGGCCCAGUGGAGUAAGUGGAAUAAGUACCAGCCAUUGGAUCACAUCCGCAGGUACUUUGGGGAGAAGAUUGCUCUCUACUUUGCCUGGCUUGGUGAGUAAAAGGCCGCUUAUGUCCAUUUCCCUAGCAUCUUGUUCUAGUGCCAAACUGAGCCCAGCGUGGUUAUUCUGAAAUGGAUUUCCCCUCCUAUUUGCUCCAUAGGCCAUAGCUGUCAACGUUUCCCUUUUGUAAAGGGAAAUUCCCUUAUUCCGAAUAGGAUUCCUUGCAAGAAAAGGGAAAAGUUGACAACUAUGUCCAUAGACAUGGGCAUGUCAGUCAGUAUAAACUGUUAGCCUGUUCUCCAACCUGGCAAAAAUGUGCAUUUUAGUAAGCCAGGUAACUGGUAAUGGAGAACUGGGGGCAUUUCAGCAUUACAGACUUUAACUGGUUUUGUAGUCAUUCCCUGGAACUAAAGGAAUUAUGGUUCACUGGAGGAAGAGAUCUGGAAUCUCUGACAACAAUAUAGUUGUCAACUAUUCUAUGGGAAAAGGCAUGACUGGGUAGUAUAAAACCAAUAUAAGUCUGUAGUGUAGAAUAGUGUUUUAAAAACGUGAUUCAUUUUGCUGUAUGCAACUAAGAAAGUUUGCCCAUGGAGGAAAUAGAUCAGUGCUUUUCUUGCAGUCAGAAUGCACCCAUUCACAUCCCUAGUCCUAGCACUUUGCUAUGCUUGGAAAUAUAAGCCUUUUUUGUAAGAUGGGUCCUUUCCACAAAAUGAAUUAAAUUGGUUCUGGCUUUCUGGAAAGCAAGUUGGUGAUGGGCAACAGUUAGACAUAGGUAGUGAAGGCUCCCCUUCUGCAGUUCUAAUAUGCUUUUACCUCUCUUCAUUUAGGUUUCUACACUGGGUGGCUUUUGCCAGCAGCUGUAGUGGGGACACUAGUCUUCAUAAUAGGCAUAUUUAUGAUGCUUGAUGACAUCCCUACGUAAGUUCUAAUUUCUUCUCUUCUUUCUCACUUUUCUGCUUGUAAAACCAUUGACAAGCCAUUUGGCUUUGUAACCCUCGGCUUUUUCACAGAUCUGGAGCAGAAUGUGGCAGAGAUUUCUGCUCAUUAGAAAUAAGUUCCUUGGAGAUAUCAAUAGAAUGUGAAUGGUAGCUUUGCCUAUGCAGCUAGUGUUAAGUAGUACCUAAUGUGGCCAUACCUAUCCUUGCAAGAAUGGGAAAGGCAGCCUUAGGAACAGCAAGAGCCAAAGGCCAGAAAAACAAAGUGUUUUUUGAAGAGAAGCUAUGAGUCAGUAAUUUUAAUGUGGUGGGUUAAUUGCUUUUUUCCUACCCUUUUAUUUUUGCUCCCAUCUGCACAACAGGAAGGAGAUCUGUACCAGUGAGGGGAAAUACAACAUGUGCCCACUCUGCAAAGUCUGCCCCUAUUGGAACCUCUCCACCAUUUGCCCAAUGUUUCAGGUACAGUUUGUGGCUCUGGGACAGCACUGAUGCAAGCAUAACGGUGAAGCAUUUGUCAACACUUCAUUAAAGUCAUGUGUUAGAUUAGGAGUACGUUGUGUGUUCUCAGAUAAAGGGUUACACAGAAAAGUACAUUGGAUUUACUGUGAUAUGCUGAUCUUCUACACUUCCAUGUGGUUCAGAUAGCCUCCUCCACGCUUACUUUGCCUUGAGCCUAUGUACUUACCCACAGGCUCAAGGCAAGACAUCAGCUAUGUGCUAUCAGCUUCCACGUAAAAAAUAAUUUGAUCCAGCCUCUGUUCAUGUAGCAUUUGUUCACCAGCAUUAAACUGAUACUCAAUCUUUCACAUUGCGUAACACAACUUUUUGAACUCAGGGCUUGCUUUUAGUGCAUAAUGCAACUAGCUCCGCCUUUAUCUUUUGGGGCCAAACUACAUGCAACGUCAGCAGGCCCAUGUCUUAAAAUGUAGGUUUGCCUUUAAAUGCAUGUAAAGUGGGUGACUGAGGUUUAAAGGGACUUGUGGGCAGGGAAGGUUUAGCAGGAACCGUGUUUGUCCCCCUUUGCUUCUUUAAACCACACCCCUGCUCCUCACUUUGUGAUUUGGGUAGAACUGCAUUUUAAAAACUGGGCUAUCUGUAGUUUGCCCUUGAUACAAAUUCAACUCUGUCCCAGUCUAAGAGUGUCUUGGCACAUGCUUAAGUGCAGCUCCUUCCCUUUCCCCCCUAUUCUUUUCAGGCUGGUCGCCUCUUUGAUCAUGGUGGGACUGUCUUCUUCAGUAUCUUCAUGUCUUUAUGGGCAGUCACAUUUCUUGAAUACUGGAAGCGGCUGAAUGCUACCUUGACAUACCGCUGGGACUGUUCAGACUUCGAAGAUAUCGAGGUACUAGCCUUGGGGGGGGGGCCUCUAAUACCACAAAAGCCCAACGGUGACACAGAGCCCACUUCAGGUUUCCUUUGUUGUAGGAACGUCCACGGCCCCAAUUCACUGCUAUGGCACCCAUGACAACCACAAAUCCAAUCACUGGAGCGGAGGAGCCCUAUUUCCCCACACGGAGCCGUUUCAAAAGAAUCAUGGCUGGAUCAAUGGUCAUCAUCAUGAUGGUGAGGGAGCUGCUGUUUGAGGGUGGAGGCGUCAAAUAGGAUGCAAUCCUCUUGAGUAGGGAUAGGGGAGCAAGUUGAUACAGUUCACAUUUAGUGGUGAAUCUAAUCUGCACUUUCAAAAACAGCAUGAGAACUGAAACACAGGCAUCAUUUGAAAUUCGUACUUAUCUGAAUUUUGCAACGCAGCUCUCCACCCAAUGUUUACAAAAAUGCAUACACUAGGUAAAAGAUGUGUUGAAUAUAUUAGUGAACAUAACAUAAAAAUGCAUUAUAUUAAGUCUGCUUAAGUCCAAGUCUGCUGUGGCUGUGGGAGAAGCCAGAGCCUCAUGGGUGUUAAUGCAGUGAACCCCACUAUCAUAGGCUCAGGUUGUAUAUAUGUGUAAAUAAACCAUAUAUCAUAAAGACAUUACAGUCUCUACUGUGCCUCAUUUCUAAAAGGAAACACAUACCCUGGGUAAGUGCACCUGGUACCCCUUGAAUCUCACACCACUCAGGGAGAUUGAGAUGGCAUGUAACAAUAUGUUAUUUCUGCCCUUACUUCCUCUCUCUUGGUUACCAUUACUACUUCUUGCUUUUUGUUUGGAUCAAAAGCCACUCAGAAGGGAGGAAAUCACGGUUUCUAUGUCUGUUGUGGCUUCUAUGGUCAUUAUUGAUGACUGACUCCUCACUGACACUCUUCUGCCUCACUAAGGGCAGUUCCACACAACACAUUUAAAGCAUAUCCAAUGCACAUUUAAAGCAGACGAUUCCCACCAAAGAAUCCUGGGAAUUCACUGAGUGACUUUAGGCGAGUUGCUAUGUCUUGCGACCUAACCUACUUCACAAGGUGGUUGUGAUAAAAAGUUGAUUCUAUGGAGGAAAGACAUGAUGUAAAUGUAAACAGAUAAAAAGAAAUAAAAAUCAGAUAAAACCACAUGCCAUCUUGAGCUUGUUGGAGGCAGGAAGGAUGGAUAUAAAUGUAAGUAAAUAAGUAAAAAAAAGUCCUCCCCAAGUCAGAUCCAUUUACAAUAAUAAGACAGCAAACUCAUAUUAUUAGUACUCAUUCAGCCUGGUUCUGUCUUCAGAUUGCUGUGGUGGUGAUGUUCCUGAUUUCGAUAAUCCUUUACCGGGCCAUCAUUGCCGUAGUUGUAGCCAAGUCUGGGAAAUACCUUCUUGUAGCUUCGGUAAGACACUUCCAUGACUCUCUACCACUCUAGCUUAGGUGUGCUAUUUGCAUUUGGACUUCACAUUCUCUCCUGUUUCCCCCUCUUAGGCUUCUCGUAUUGCUAGCCUCACUGGCUCAGUGGUGAACCUCCUCUUCAUCCUCAUCCUAUCAAAAAUUUACACUUCACUGGCACUUUUUCUUACCAAGUGGGGUAAGUAGGCUGUAUCUGGAAACACCGAAGCAGUUUCUCAACCUGAAAGUGCAGCUUCUUGAACCAAAACAUUAAACUGGGGCUUGAAUUUGUGGGAGAGGGACAGGGGCAGGUAAAUAGAAGAUCUUUAUUGAAAUCCACAAGCCUUACUUCCUAACUCACCCUAAUAUUAACUAAAUUGUGCCUUGCCAUAAUCUUCUAAAAGCACCAGCUAAAGUGGGUGGCACUAAACGUUUUUAUGGUGGUGCAUAGAAUCUGGAAUCCCCAAAAGAGGAUUUUUUUACUAUCUUCUUAGUGCUUGGUUUAGAUCUUUGCUGUGAAUUUUGGAUGACAUUUUGGAAUAUUGUCUUGCUCUGACCUUUAUAGUUGUUUAAAAGUCUGCCUCUUAUUUUUUCCUGCACAUUUUUCCUGUUUAAAUUUUGGGAUCUUGAUUGCAUGAGCAUCUCCCUCACUAGUAGGCAACCCUCUACAGACAUCUGCACUCAGUUCACAGGCAUCCAGAGAAGGGUUUGAGUGGGUCUGGGGGCACAGCCCCACUCUCCUUCUGUACAGUACCACUACAUGUAAAAUAAAGGCGUGAAUAUGGCUUAAAUCAGAAAUUACAAGAGUUGUUUUUCGUCCAUCUCAGCCACAGUAUUUAAUUAAACUAGAAGGUACUUGCAACCCACAAUGUGCAUUAGAAUUCUGUGACACUGAGAUGGUUGGGGGUGGAGUUUGAGUCACCUUUGUUCACUUAAAGAACUAAGGAUGCUCCUGUUGUGAUUUACCACUGAGAGGGCUUGGAAGUUCCCACCAUUCUCGUGGUACUCUAUUAUGUUUUUUCUUCCAUAGAGAUGCAUCGUACACAGACCAUGUUUGAAGAUGCGUUCACCUUCAAGGUGUUUGUCUUUGAGUUCAUCAAUUUCUACUCCUCUCCCAUCUACAUUGCGUUCUUUAAGGGCAGGUAAGCUGUUUUGGAGAUGGGCAGCUUCUCUAAAGUGGAUGCCAUUUUCCUUUGUGGCCUAGGCAUACUUGAAAGACUCAUCUGCACCACUGAAAUAUGCCCCUACUACACGCUCAAAUUUGUAUAAUACUGUAUCCUCCUUCCCCAUAAUUCUGUUUCCAUAACAUGAUAUCCCAUCUGCAUUCAAUUUAGAGAACAGGACUGCUUUCAUUAGUGUGGGAAGAAUACAGACAUACUAUUGCCUAAUACUAUUGUAGGUGAUUUAACCAUGGCCAAACUAUGAGGAGAGCCCUAUCUCUUGGCUGUGUUGUGAGAACAGGAUGCUGGACUAAAUGGGCUAUUGGCCUCACCCAUCAGGCUCUUCUUAAGUUCUGCCCCCCCCCCAACAAUAAAAAGCUCUGCAAUGUUUUUCAACACUGGGUCUCCAGGUGUGUUUAGAAAAAUCAUUAAACUGCCUAACCAAAUCUAUAUAUAUAUAUUUUUCUAUGGUGUAGAUGUUGGGCUGAAACUCCCAUCAUCCCCAGUCAGCUUAGUCAAUGGCCAGGCAUGUUGGGAGUUGUAGUCCAGACAUAUCUGGGGACCCAAGGUUGAAGAGCAGUAGUCUAGGCCACACAGAAAGAGAGUGGAACUCAAGAAGGUGAGGACUUCUAGCCGUUCUGUUGAAGUUGUGGUCUUGCUCCACCACUCUUACCCUCAUCCAAGUUAAAUUCAGUAGCAAAGUGAUGCUUCUUCUGAUCCAGCCAAGUCUCAGAUGUAGCAAAACUCAAAAUUCAGCAGGAAUUCUAGCUGCAAGUAGUUGCUAUUGAUAGCCAUUGAGGAAAAAGUGAGGCCCUGUUGCCAUCUACUGCCCAGAAGUAGUUAUAAUUUAUAAUGCGAAUCCUCAGCGGUGAGUCUUAAAAAGUCAGACUGGUUGUAGGUGAACACAAGACUGAAUGUGCCAGCUAUGUUAGUUUGUGAUGUUUGCAAUGACCUGGGGAUCCUGAAUCCAGGCAUAGCUGGAAGGUUAUGGUGGAAAGACUGAUUUCUUCGGGUCAAACUAAAUAUUAUGCAUAAAUAGUAAAACUCUACAGACCUUAAAAGAAGAAAAAGAAGCUAUUAGGAGGUAGUGGUUUGAAGUAGAGAAGUCCUGGAGGAGAUCUUGACCUGUAAGUAAAUGUUGCAUAUAAAUGUGUGUAAUAAAAUCAAUUGGACCAUCUUUAGGACACAUCUAAAAACCUGGCUACCUGUGAGGGGGUGAACAGGCAGGGGAAAGGUUAAGCACCUCUCAAGGCUUCUCUGCUUCAAAUUGUCCCUGGCCAAACUGACAUUUUCUAAAAAAGAAAAGGGGGGAAAAAAGAAAACAGAUGAGGCCCUUCUGGUUGUUCUGCAACCUGCAGAGAUCUUUUUGUGCAUUUUCAGUAGGGAGGCUUUCUUAUUGAAUUAAGGCAGGCACCAGCACUGAUGGCAUUUUGGUGUCUGCUAAAAAUCAUUUGUUCUUUUAAGCCUUUGUUGGACAUUGAUAUUUCGACCCAAUGUUUGCUGCCAUGUUAUUUAUUCUGUAAAUAAGUUUUAAUGUUGUUUUGCACACCACCUUGUGAUUGUUGUAUGAAAGACAGUUUAGAAAUCAUUAAAAUAAAAAUCAGCAAGGGACCGUUGCGGAUUCUUAUGUACAUGCUUGGAGAGAGAGCGGGGAAUUCCUGCCCCCCUUUCCCUGUAAUGUGCUUGGACCGCCUGAAGUUAGUGCUUUUCAGGAUUAUUGCUGUACAGUGGAACCUCGUGUUAUGUACCGUCCUCCUUGCAAACGCUGCGGGUUACGAGCUCUGCUAACCCGGAAGUAGAUGUUCCUGGUUGCAAACUUUGCCCUGGGAUGCGAGUGGAAGUCAUGUGCCAGCAGCGUGGCAGCAGCAGGAGGCGCCAUUAGCGAAAGCGCGCCUUGGUUUAUGAACAGUUUCGGCUUAAGAGCGGCCCUCCGGAAUGAAUUAAGUUUGUAACCGGAGGUACCACUGUACUCCUCUUUUCUAUGAGUCUGAGGGUUGUGUUGGCUGAGCCAUUUGAGGCAGCAAAUUGUAUGAAGGCACCUUGCUAUUGGUUACAGUAGAUGGCAUUCUGGUCACUGCCAGCUUUUUUCCUGUGGCUUCUCUUUAUGCACAGAGUAGGAUGUCUAUGCCUCGUGUAAAGAAAGACCUUGCAGCUGACUGUCUUGGCCUUUUAUUUUUAUACUUUCUUCACCUUCAGGUUUGUAGGCUAUCCAGGACGCUAUUCCACAUUGCUGGGUAUCCGCAAUGAAGAUGUAAGUAUCUAAAAAGAGAGCAGUGCAGGACACGGACUCUAGAAAUAACAGCUGAUUAGGGGUUGUUCUAGAGUGGCUGGCACCAUUAGCAGCCCGUAAGGUACGUUUAAGACUGGAGUUAAACUCUGUAUAAUAAAUGCAGCAAUAAAAUAAAGAAGGCACCCUCUUUGCCAAGGAAACAGGGUCAGCCAUUCCAAAGGCAGAGGCCAGAUAAAGAGGGCAUCAGGCUCAAUGCUGGGAGUGGAUGUUUCUCUAAAAACCAAAAUAAUCCCUCUUCUAGCUCCAUCUAUCCAAUGUCAAGUGCUUUUAGCCAGAUUAUUAUUAUUAUUUAUUGAAUUAUUUAUUUAUUGAAUUUAUAUCCCACCCUUUAUCCUUAAAGAGCACAGGGCAGCAAACAGAUAUACCAUUUAAAAACAAAACAAAGCAGAAACAGAUUUAGACGUUCUGAAAGCAAUUACAUUUAAGGACAUACAAUUAAAAAGACUCAUUCAUUCUUUCCUUCCCCGAUGUUUUAAUGUGGUGGAAAUCUUUUAAGUAGGCAUGAUGUGCUCUGAGACCCCAGUGUUUGGUGUAGAGAUUCCCAGGGGAGUAGAGAAUUGAGGUUUCCUUUUCACCAGCAGCAAAUGAAGUAGCUAACCUGUCUCUAGACUGUUUCUCUACAGAUGAGGGAUCACAUGACUAAAUGCUUCUCCAUAUAAUUGUUUCUCUGCUGCAUCAUCCUUCUAAAGCCUCUCUCUGUUUUCUCCAGUGUGGUCCAGGUGGCUGCCUCAUUGAACUUGCCCAAGAGCUGCUUGUCAUCAUGGUGGGAAAGCAAAUAAUUAAUAAUGUGCAGGAGCUCCUCAUCCCGUGAGUCUUUGUGAUCUUGUGCUUUGCUGCAAUGGACUAUCCAGACGUGGCCAGACCUGUAGAGAAUCAACAAGAUGAACAGACAUAUCAUUCCCCAAAAUAUAUAGAUUUUCACUAAUGUAUUAAUUUUUGUGCACAUUUCCCCCUAACAUAAUAUACAUUUUUGUAAAGGUUUGGUUGGAGAACUGCAUCAUAAAAUCUGGAUAAGUGCAAAUUUUGAAGGAAGGCUAUAUUUCCGUUCUCAUAUUGUUUCAGGAAGUGCUAAUUUGAUAUGCUGCUUUAAAUGCAAACUGAAUAAUUUUUUCUCCUCCAUCCCUACCUCAAGAUGUUGUGGCACUACACCUCUGUCAGCCCUAGCCAACAUGGUCCAGUGGUCAGGGAGGACAGUAGUUGUAGUCAAACAGCUUCUGAAAGAUGCAACAUUAGUUACUCCUACCCUAUAGAUUCAAUUCUGGGGCUAGAUCAAAACUCUGUCUAGGCCUAGAUGCAGACAUGUAGCCACUAAUUGAUCGUCUCUUGUUGAACAAUAAGAGGGCAAAACCUGAACAUGUUAACUGUGUCUUCUUGCGCUCCACAGGAAGUUGAAAUCAUGGUGGCAGAAGCGGAAGUCUCACUCUAAAAGGAAUGAGGGCCAGGAAAGCUCCACGAAGCAGCUCUGGGAGAGUGAUUACGAACUGCUGCCCUAUGAAGGGCUCUUUAACGAAUACCUGGAAAUGGGUACGAAUCAUUUGGGAAGGAAGGAGAUGAGCAACUGAGGACAGUUCCCUGACAGUUGAGGGCUUAGUCUGUGUAAGUGCGUGAGGCACACUGAGUCCUGUAUCUCGCUUUGACUAUACUAUGUUCUCAGGUCAACCGUUCUGGUUCAAGAGCACUUGUGCUUGUUCCACUCACCCACCAGUUCAUAGAAUCAUAGAAUCAUAGAAUCAUAGAGUUGGAAGAGACCACAAGGGCCAUCGAGUCCAACCCCCUGCCAAGCAGGAAACACCAUCAGAGCACUCCUGACAUAUGGUUGUCAAGCCUCUGCUUAAAGACCUCCAAAGAAGGAGACUCCACCACACUCCUUGGCAGCAAAUUCCACUGUCGAACAGCUCUUACUGUCAGGAAGUUCUUCCUAAUGUUUAGGUGGAAUCUUCUUUCUAGAGGAGUGACAAUUAGAAUACAUGGGGUCAAAAGCUUUACUCGGGUCAAAAGAGUGUGUGCAUAACCUCCUAAGAAAAGGAACAACUUAGCAAAUGCUAUCCAAAGUUCCUGUGGACAGAAUUCUUGUAUGGGCUCACCUACAUUAUCUCCUGCGUGGGAUUUCUUUGUGCUUGCCUUCCCUUAUAAUGUCUUCUUUCUUUCCUCUUCAGUCCUGCAGUUUGGCUUCAUUACCAUCUUUGUGGCCGCCUGCCCCUUGGCACCUCUCUUUGCCUUGCUCAACAACUGGGUGGAAAUUCGCUUGGAUGCUCACAAAUUUGUUUGUGAAUACAGGCGGCCGGUUGCUGAGCGGGCCCAAGGCAUGGGCAUCUGGUUCCCUAUCCUGGAAGUCAUCACACACCUGGCAGUCGUUAGCAAUGUGAGUAGCGCUGGGUCAAGGUUCUCUGCGUGCAGCAAUACUGAGCUGACUUAACGGUCUGACUUAAUAGAAGGCAGCUUCCUGGGUUGCUAUGACUUUGCAGAAACUUGAUACACACGUUGUGUAAAGAAGUUGGAGUAAGACAGAAAAGUGGGUGGAUGUGUUCCAUUUAACACCUGGAAACGAAAUGGUUCUUUAGACAGAGACUAUUAUUGUGCCUAUCUUGUUCCAGGCCUUUCUGAUUGCCUUCACCUCUGACUUCCUCCCUCGGCUAUAUUACCAGUACACUCAUGCCAGCGAUCUACAAGGCUACAUUGACUUCACCCUGGCCUAUGCCCCAAAAUCUUUUGUCCUGGAGCACAAUGUCACAUGCAGGUAGGAUCUCCCACUUUUCUGUCUCAGCUGUCUUCCUCAUGGGGGACACUGGACAGGUCCAUUGCUUCAAAAAUUAAAGAGGGCAGGUUCUUGAAAAAUAGCUUGCCUAUUUUGGGACAAAGUGUUUUCUCAGAAAAUCAGAUAGUGCAGGAUUUUUUAAAAAAUUGGAGGGGAGAAUCAUGGACCACGGCACAUGGAAUAACAUAGCACAUACUGUCAUAAACAUCUGGUAUGGCAACCAUCCCUUGUGGGAAAACUGGUAUAAUAUUCACCAAGAAACCAAAUACAGUGAGAUGUGUAGCAUGUUUACUCAGAAGUACGUCUCUAUAUGUUCUGUGGGAAACAUAGGAAGUUACUUUAUAUCAGGGGUCACCAACCCUUUUGAACUAGUGGGCAUAUUUCAAAUUUUGACAAAAUGGUGGGGCCAUCAGUUUCAAAAUGGCUGCCAUGGGGGGGGAGCAUAACACAAAAUGGCUACCAUGGUGAGUAUGGUAUAGGAUGCAGAGGCAAGUACCCCAGUACAGUGGUACCUCGGGUUAAGAACUUAAUUCGUUCUGGAGGUCCGUUCUUAACCUGAAACUGUUCUCAACCUGAGACACCACUUUAGCUAAUGGGGCCUCCCACUGACACUGCGCCGCCGGAGCACGAUUUCUGUUCUCAUCCUGAAGCAAAGUUCUUAACCCAAGGUACUAUUUCUGGGUUAGCGGAGCCUGUAACCUGAAGCGUCUGUAACCCGAGGUACCACUGUACAAGGAAAAACAUACAAGGUAGCCACACCACUCUACAGAAAUUGCUUAGAGGGUACCCACACAUUUUGUCUUAUAACUUUCUUUCUAGGAGGACUAGGUGCUGUGUUGGUGACCCCUGCCUUAUGCAGAGUCCGACCAUUGGCUUCAAUAUUGUUCACAGUGACUUGGCAGCAGUAGUCCAGGGUUUCAGGGGACAUUCCCAGUCCUACUUAGAGAUGCCAGAGACUGAACCCAGGAUGUUCUGCAUGCAGUGCAUAUGCUCUGCUUCUGAGCUAUGUUCCUUCCCACCAGGCUUGUUCCCAGAAAAGCAUGCAUAGGAAUUGCAGCCCUGAAAAUAAGCAUCUUUUGGCUCCCCCCACCCUUGCUAUAACCAAGUGGACAGAUGACUUAAUAUUAAUCUUUAGAAUGACAACCAGGAUCUGAAUGCAGAAAAUCUACUCAGGUCUCUGUUAGUUUAACUAAAGGGAAUUUAGUGGUGGCUUACAGGAAGGCAUGGAGAGAAGCAAGACAUUUAGUUUGUUUCCUGCAAAUGUAUGGUUGCUAUGCUGACUACUUCAGGGCUACUCAGCAUACCUCUUUAACUUACAGCUCUAUCUCCUCAGGUACAGAGCAUAUCGAGAACAAAGUGGCAGGUAUUCACUAGCUUAUUGGAAUCUACUGGCAAUCCGCCUUGGCUUCAUAAUUGUAUUUGAGGUUUGUUUCCCUCCAAGUGUCCCCAAAAUGCUGCUCUACAAACAAGAGGUCCCAUUCACAUCUACCCACCUAUUACAGCACUUACCAUAUUUGGGCAGUCCUGUUUGGAUUACAUCACAUGGUGGUGGAAGGAAAGGGGUUGGGGGAGAUGAAAUGGUUACUGGAAUAUGCCCCUGCCCCAAAACAUAACUUUUUGCACCGGCUCACUUGUUGUUUGCAAUCCUAAUGUCAUUAUUUGUUUAUAAAGACGCAGUGUCCUACAGUAAGGUAAAGGUAAAGGGACCCCUGAGCAUUAGGUCCAGUCACAGACUCUGGGGUUGUGGCACUCAUCUCGCUUUACUGGCUGAGGGAGCCGGCGUACAGUUUCCGGGUCAUGUGGCCAGCAUGACUAAGCCGCCUCUGGUGAACCAGAGCAGCACACGGAAACGCCAUUUACCUUCCUGCCGGAGCAGUACCUAUUUAUCUACUUGCACUUUGACGUGCUUUCAAACUGCUAGGUUGGCAGGAGCAGGGACUGAGCAACGGGAGCUCACCCCGUUGCAGGGAUUCGAACCGCCGACCUUCUGAUCGGCAAGUCCUAGGCUCUGUGGUUUAACCCACAGCACCACCCGUGUCCCUAGUGUCCUACAGUACAAGAUGUCAUAUGUUGACUGGAGCCUCGGAGACAAGGUUCAAAUCCCACUCAGCCAUGAAACUCACUGGGUGAUCUUGGGUCAGCCCCUGUCUCUUCACCUAACCUCUCUCUUACGAUUGUUAUGAAUAUAAAAUGGGGAGGGAAUAGAGUCAUGUACUACACCUCGAGUUCCUUGGAGGAAAGGUAGGAUAUAAAUGUAAUAAAUAAAUAAUCCUCUCAUUCUGAAUUCAUUUCAGACAUUGGCACGUAGGCAACUCUGUUGUUAGUGUGUAGGACCUUAAAAAAAAAAAAGGAGCCAACUGUGGUUGCAAAGAAGCUAUUUAGCUGCCUUAAGUCCUAGUCUGGGGGAAAAAGGCAGGUGAUGAUGAUGAUUUCAGGAACCGGUGCUGAGAUGGCUUUGAUGGAGCUGCCGUUUCUGCAGAAUUUAGCAGCUACUGCAGAUCUGGUCCAGGCAAUAUGUUAAAUUGCUCCAACUGGAUGAGGUCAUUGCUACAUCCUGGUCAAGAGUCUACUGACAGUGCCACCAGGAUGUGCCUUGUUCUGUAAAUAAUCUACAAAUGCACCUUCUUGGUGCUUGUGGAAGUCCUCUAUCCCAGCUUAUUCAAAGGGAAAUGGAAUUUGUAUAGUAGAGCAAUCUGUAUCCCAUGGAUAGCUUGCUCUGUGCUGAUCUGUACGUAGUACAACACUAACUACUUUUCUAUUGAGUUUCGAUGUAAUAAAGGUGUCACAUUUUAAGACCACUGUAGUAAAGCUACAUGUGCACUAGUCCUGCUUUCUGGGACACAGGAGAUCCCUUAUCAUCUUUGAUAAAGCACCCCUUAAUUGGUGAGAUAGGCUCCAGUCAUAUUUUCGCUGCAAUUCCAUAUAACUGGUGUUUAAAAUAUCUUUCAGUAAAAAACCGGAGUCAUUCCUUUUAGGUUUAAUUACAAAUGAUAUUCCUGAAAAUCAAAGGAAAGUAUUCCUUUAUGCAACAACAGCUGCCAGGAUGCUUAUAGCAAAAAACUGGAAAGGGAGAAAAAUUCCAUCAGUGAAAGAUUGGCAAAUUAAAUUUUGUGAAUACAUAAAUCUGGCAAGACUCACAGCAUACAUAAGGGGACAAUCGGACCAGAAAUUAUUAAAAGAAUGGGGUUGUGCUAAAGAGUAUAUGAAAAAACAUUGUUCUGGAGUAAGUAUAUUGGUAUGUAAUGAAUGAUGCUUUACAGGGUUAAAGAAAAAGAAAAAUGGUGUUUAAAAAAAAAAGUACAAAGGUGGAAGUAAUCUAAUUAGAUACAACAAUAUAGUAAGAGUAAAUUUUUUGAGGUCUUAGAACAAAGGAAGGAAGUCAAUACGUGUUUAUGUACGUAAUGAUAUGGUUUUUUUCUGUAGAUGUGUGCAUUUUCGUUUAUGUUUAGUUUAGUUUUGUUUCCUUUGGUUUUUUUUUUGUAUGUUCCUUUUUUUUGUAUAGUAUUAUUUUGGAUUCAAUGUUUGUAAUUUUUGUUAUGAUUCUGCAUUGAAAAUAAAAAAAAUUAAAAAAAAAUAACUGGCAGGGUGGAGGGAGGAGAGAACACAUACACUGGAGUCAGACAUGCAGCAGGAUUCCCCAUCCAUCUAGUUCUGAACAGCUGGGCCAGAUUGCUGCUGCAUGGUCCUGACUUGCUUGCUCCCACUCUGGCAAAUUGGGCCACUGACUAUCUGCAGCUUUCUUGCCUCCUUUUCCCAGCACGUGGUCUUCUUCAUUGCACGUCUGAUUGAUAUGAUGGUGCCCGACAUCCCAGAAGUGGUGGAGAUCAAAGUGAAGCGAGAGCAGUAUCUAGCUAAAGAAGCUCUGGCUGAGAACAAGGUAAUUGUUUAUUUUUAAAUAUUAUUUUGAAUCGGUACUUGGAUUUUCUCUUCCAAAGACCAUCUAAAGUGCUUAAUGCCAUAAACCUUAACCAAAACUGAGUCACACUGUUCCUGUGGUGAAUCCCCUUCUUUGUCUCCUGGAAGAGGUUUCCUUUUACAGGACUAGGUAAAGCAGCAAGGUUCACUUGCUGUCAGAAAUAUAGGAUGUCAAUUUCCCUCCCUUUCUCAGUAAGGAGCCUUGCAGCUUAUGAGGGUAAAUAUAACCUUUGUUUCCUGUCUGGCACAUGAGUAUAUGUCCAUUGGUCUUUGUCAGGGAAUCUUAAGUCUCUGUGCCCACACUUUGAACCAUGAUGGGGGAACAAAAGUGCUCAAACACACAAGAGUAGCCCCUCUACCCUACCAACAUUCCUCCCCAAAUAACCUACUUUUACCUUGAUACUGUAUUAUAGAGUUGUAUCUGGUGAACUUGUCCUUCUGCUUGCACAACAGAAUUGCCCUACUCCAUUCCUUGCAUGUUUGGGGGUUCCCCCAACCCUCCAAAGCAGAUUUUUUGGCGGGGCAAGUAAGUUCUGUUGCACAAGCAGAAGUCCUUGCACUAAUUGGACAAGUUCAUUAGAUACAAACCCACAGUAACAGUGUUUCCCAAACUUAGGUUUCCAGCUGUUUUUGAACUACAAUUUCCAUCAUCCCUGGCCACUGGUCCUGCUAGCUAGGGAUGGUGGGGGUUAUAGUCCAACAACAGCUGGGGACCCAAGUUUGGAAGACCGUGUUAAAACAAUAGCAUAGUAAUUUUCUUGUAUUAGAUAACUAGUGACACCGGUCUAUCUGUUGUGGGGGGGUGUACCUUAUUUUUGGAAGCUGGUAUCAAGAACUGGCAAUUUCAGCUGCUGAUUGCGUUAUGUUCCAGCCCGUAUGUCAACACCAAUCUUUCUGACACAUACCUUUUAGGGGAAGGUCUUAUAUUUUUCCUAGUAUGUGUCAUUUGACAAAGCAAAGUAAGAUUCUGGAGGUUGGCUCACCCUUUGAUCACACAUACGUCUCCUCUGCUAUCAUUCAAAGCGUAUUGUGCCAACAAUCUAUGGACAACUCCAUAGAAUUUUUCUAAUAACAAGCCAAGUUUCAACUCUCUUGGUCUCAGGUGUGUUGACUUCAAGGUAUUAGGAAUUUUGGGCUUACUUUUUUGAAGCAACUUUACUGCUGGCGUGUUACGGUUGAGUGAGCUCUUUGCUUAAACUGCAUGCUCCAAUUACUUUACCGUAUCUCAAGGGUGGCAAUAUUGAGGUUUGGGUGAUAAGCAAAUUGAAAUGUAAGCUGUGUAGAACUGACACAGCUAUGUAUCUUUAGGUGGUAUAGCAGCUGUCAGUGCAGUGGCAUCGCUUACCUGGCUUGCCAUCACAGAAGUCACUGUAGGGCCAGUCUGUCAUUCCACCUGCAAUGUGUUGACCUCACCAUCAUUGUCUUGCCUGUUAGUUAUCACCAGCGACCUCCACGUUGGGAAGACAGGUAAACAAUGCUUCUCUACCCUGUUGACUGUUGAUUUCUCUUGUGACAGGCCCUCACCGAAGUGAUAGAUGCGAGAAAUCCAACCCCUCUGGCAGAGAAAGCACCAUAG
Podarcis lilfordi (Lilford's wall lizard) is the source of this 28245-nucleotide messenger RNA. NCBI's taxonomy places the organism in Eukaryota, Metazoa, Chordata, Lepidosauria, Squamata, Lacertidae. The record is from the annotation of a GenBank genome assembly.